Molecule: messenger RNA, 5643 nt
Organism: Neofelis nebulosa (Clouded leopard)
Lineage: Eukaryota; Metazoa; Chordata; Mammalia; Carnivora; Felidae
Gene: TMEM150A
Product: transmembrane protein 150A
Exons: 8
Coding region: 489-1304 (271 amino acids)
Biological process (GO): protein localization to plasma membrane
Source: RefSeq, a predicted model, not a curated record
UUCCGUGCGCCCACGCGGGCGGGGGCCGAGCCGCGCUUCCUGCGCGAACCCACCUCUCCCCCGGGGCGCCGGCGGUCAGGUGGUUGCCUGCGCGUGGCUGCCGCUCCGCCGGGACCGGCACCCGCUCUCAGGCUCUCCUCGGCGCGGCCCCCUCGACUGCCCUAACCGCACCCUUCCCCCAGCCCGGUCCCGCGGGCGAGGGAGCGCGACUCCCUCCCCAGAUGUUACGGCCCCGCCUGAGUGCCUGGGCCCACCGGUGGCUUUCGGGUGGAACGCGGAGGCCCCCGGGGGAUGCCAGAAGGUGUCCACGUGUUGGCGUGGGCUCAGCCCAAAAUGUAGGCCCUCGGAGCCCCAGCAGAAGCUGUGAAUCAGGCUUGGGCCGCUGAUGGUUUUGGCGAAGUACCCUAAGGUAGCUGGGCCGGCCCCCUCUUUCCCACCUACCUCUUGCCCUUCCCCCCACACCACCACCACCCUGGCUCCCCUCCCUCAUGACCGCCUGGAUCCUCCUUCCUGUCAGCUUGUCAGCAUUCUCUAUCACUGGCCUAUGGACUGUGUAUGCUAUGGCCGUGAUGAACCGCCACGCAUGCCCUGUGGAGAACUGGUCCUACAACGAGUCCUGCUCUCCUGACCCCGCUGAACAAGGGGGCCCCAAGACUUGCUGCACCCUGGAUGAUGUCCCCCUCAUCAGCAAGUGUGGCACAUAUCCCCCAGAGAGCUGCCUCUUCAGCCUCAUUGGCAACAUGGGUGCUUUCAUGGUGGCUCUGAUCUGCCUGCUGCGCUACGGGCAGCUCCUGGAGCAGAGUCGUCAUUCCUGGGUCAACACCACAACACUCAUCACAGGCUGCACCAACGCUGCGGGCCUUGUGGUGGUCGGCAACUUCCAGGUGGAUCAUGCUAAGUCUCUGCACUACAUCGGAACUGGUGUGGCCUUCUCCGCCGGGCUGCUCUUUGUCUGCCUGCACUGUGCCCUCUGCUACCACGGGGCCACUGCCCCCCAGGACCUGGCUAUGGCCUACGUGCGGAUUGUGCUGGCAGCCAUCGCCUUUGUCACCCUGAUCCUCAGUGCGGUCUUCUUUAUGCACGAGAGCUCUCAGCUGCAGCAUGGGGCAGCCCUGUGCGAGUGGGUGUUUGUCAUUGACAUCCUCAUUUUCUACGGCACUUUCAGUUAUGAGUUCGGAGCAGUGUCGUCAGAGACGCUGGUGGCUGCGCUGCAGCCUGCCCCUGGCCGGGCUGCCAAGUCCUCUGGGAGCGGUCGCACCUCCACUCACCUCACCUGUGCCCCCGAAAGCAUCGCCAUGAUCUGAGGUCUGCGGAGGGUGGCCGGGCCAGCCUCACCAGCUCCCCACCUCAUAACUUUGCAUUUAUUUUGUACCAAAAAUGGUUUUGAGGAAGUGUUGUCAGGAUAUAGGCUUCCUUGCUGCUGGAGCAGUGGCCAUCCCACACCCACCCGUGCCACGGAGGAACAGGCCCGGCAGGUGCCUGGGCUGCACACAACCUACUCCCUUACUCUGCACUGUUGUUUUUAUGUUCAAAGGUCACAUAUUCUCAUUUCACCCAGCCAGCCCUUCAGGUGCCUUCUACUCCCCAGUGCCGAAGCCAAACCACUGGGGUUUCCUGCUGCAGGAAUUGGGGGCUGGGAACAGCAAGAAGGAUAGAAUUUGGGGUGGAGGGAUAGGCACUCCUUAGACUGUGGGAAGGCCCACUUUGGGGCCCACUGAGCUGCACUGGGAUUCUUCACUCUGCCCUUUUCUUUCUUUCGGGCAAAUAACACAGCAGAACCAUGUGGGUAUUUUAGUACUUUUAUAUAUAUAUAUACAUAUAUAUCUAUAUCUAUAUAUCUACAUAUAUAUAGAUAUAGAUAUAUAUAUCUAUUAAAAGAAUUCUAAUUUGCAUGUUUGUAGUCUGUUCUGAAGAGUCAAGAGAGAGACUAACCCAGGUUGGCUUUCCCUAGGCAAAGGAUGGGCAAAAUCUCCUGCCCCCAGAAAGAGUCCUGAGUGGCCACUGCUCUUUGAGAACAGGGCUGCCAAGAAUAAAGACUGCCAGGUGCUAUCCAAAUACCCCUCAAGGGCUUGAAACCCUUUCUAGGACUUUAAACAGUCUAAAGAACUGACCUGAUCCUUCUUCUACUCAAGAGUGUGGUUUGAAGUUUGCUUCCUCAGUAGGUAAUAAUGGGGUGGGGCAGAGGUGGGGGCGGAGGGAAUCCACAAAGCAACUUCAAACUGAUAGGAGCAGUUUUCACAAUGAACCUAAAGAAAGCCUGUGGGAUUCCAAGAUUUACUAAAAAUUGCAGGGGACAGAUGUAGGCUCUCUUUUUUUUCUUUACCAUCUGUAAGUAACUAUUGGAUGCCAGACCCUGACACAUUUUGCUCUCCAACAAUGAAUGCACAGGACCAAGCCCUGGCUGAUCUAGUAGCCAGGUUUUUGACCUGGGCUCCACUUCUCUCAGGCCAGACUGAGCAGUGUGUACACUUAACAGGAAGGGACACACAGCCUGGUGCUUUCUGCGGUUCAGGACCACCUUCCCCAACAGCAGUAGGGACCUCAUGGAGGGUACGGAACCCCUGCCCAGGCUUGUGAGCAAUGCAGUGCAGGGUGGGUAAAGAAAAUUUUAAUGAGGAUUUGAGGUGCAAGAGAAAGAUGUGGAGGACUGGUACUCAGCCCCAGGCACCUCAUGUGUACAUGGCUCCAUGGAGGUUCUCAAGUCGGUGCUUUUGCUGCUGCUUGCGAGCCUGAAGGAAAGAGAGCACAAUGGGCAAGAGCCAUAUGUGAAGGCCUGUGGGUGGAGCAAUGGGACAGCUAUCAUGGAGCUAUCACUGUUUUCAGGCUCCUAGCAUGUGCAUUGCCAAGGCUCUUGCCCCUCACCAGAGUCACCAGGAAGACAACAAGAGCCAAGGACCCUGAAGCCUACCCAGACCUGCUAAGGUAGGAAAUGAGAACAAAAGGACAGCGACGGGGGGGCCCCAUUACCACCCUCUCCACUUACCACCAGCCCCUACCUUAUCUCGUCUAUGUUCCUCGUAAGUGUCAUCAUCAGUGGGCAGCUCAUGGCGGCACAAGGGGCAGGAAUUUGUCUGAGGAAAGGAGGACAGUGUUCCAGCCCAAGUCUGGUCUUCAUAAGUUAAUAUUCGUCCCCUGCUCCCAAUACCCACCCCUACCCCUCUCCCUUUUCUGAUCCCCUAACAGUUCAUAAACAGAACUCGAGAGGCUUGAGAACUGGGCCCAGGGCAAGGUGAGGGCUGAGAAAAAGGAAGUAGUACCUUGCUUAGCCAGGGCAGAAUGCAGCUGGAAUGGAAGAGGUGAUGGCAAGGCAUCUCAAUGGCAGUCUCCUCCUCCUCAAAUUCCAAAAGACACACGGGGCACUUGAGCUCUUUAGGAGGGAGUGCUGAUCAGGAGAGCCGCUACAGGCCCUACCUCCCAGCUCCCACUCUUCAAGGACAUUCUUGCCCCAACCUGACCUGGAAAACUGAAGGGCCAGACCAGUCUAGCUUGGGAGGGAGUGGGUCUGACAAACCUGCCCCAAACAGUGGAAAGAAUUAGUGUUCUCACCGGCCUGAGAGCCCCUGAUGACUCUCCUAGGAAGGUUCUCAACCACAGCUUUGGCAGCAGGUGGAGGCAGGUGAUGUUCCCAAUCUACUACCAACCCCAAGUCUUCAAAGUCCAUCCUAUUGAAAAGUGACCUGGGAAGAACGGUGCAUGGUCAGAACCACAGAAAACCAUACUUUCUCUUUGCUCCAACAGCCCACUAGGCAUUAUAGCAAAUAAAUGCCCUGCAGCUAGUACCCUGCAGAAGUGCUCACUAGAUUAAAAGCACAGUGGGAAGUGGUUUACAGUUGCUAUAAGACAACCCCAAGCAUGCAAGCAGUUUAGUCCCAUUUUGCACAUGAGGCAACAGGCUUAGAAGUUACUCAGGCUAUGUAGGAAUGACCUGGUAAAGCCAGAUUCCCAGUGGCAGCGCUGGCUGCCGUGCUUGGUGUUCCUAACUAACGUUCCUACUCACACCCACACGGCCCUUCCCUUACCCCCAUCACCCAUAUUCUCCCUCACCUGCUACAACCGGCUGCCUUCCCGCUCCCUACUCCCCCUACUCUCCAGUUCCAGUCUUUCCCACAAUCUCUUUGCCCGGCCCGUCUAUGGAUGAUCCAAAUUAUUGAUCUCCCUCGAAUAUCGUCUCUGGACUAACUCUCCAGCUUACUCAUCCUUCCUCCUCAGAAUGGAGGCCCUAUAUGAUCAGCCUUCUCCAGCCAGCCCCAGCCCAGAAACCUGCUGCCUGCGCCCCCACCUCCCAGCAUCGCGUACCCACCUUGCGAGCUCCAGCAGCAUAUUGGUUCGGGCCUGCUGCUCGGAAUCCAACGGCUCGCAGUCGUGUUCAUCGAAAUAGGACGCCAUCGCAGCGGUGCUGUCUCACACAGCCCUCGAACCCCGCUGGACUGCGGCCCCGUGGCUCUGGCCAAUAAAUUGCCGAGCUGAGAGAGGAAGACCAAUCAGAGCACCCGAAAGGCGGGAACAGAGGCUCGUUUGCCGCACUGAAAGCGGAAGUAUUAAUUCUGCCGCCUCUCGUUGGCUCGAGUAAGUCAGGUGACCAAAGGCUAAAGCCAAUGGCAGGAUCUGGGGCUGGUCAGGAAACGUCUGUUUUGGACUCCUAACCUGGGGUAGGUACGUGGGAGUGUCGCGUAAUUCGCGUCCACAGAGCGGUGAAAAGGGAAGUGUCGAGGCUGUAGGGGGUCCUGAGUCCGCUCUGUGGUUCAGCGGGGUUAGGACGCCCAGGUGUUAAAGGCCCUCCGAGAAAGGGAGGCGCUGGCCUAGGGGCUGAGGGUACUGCGAACCUGGAAUCACCGCGUUUCCCGCUGCUCUGUCCGCCCCGCCAGGUACUUCUGCACCUCCUGCACUCUAGUUGGUUCAGGAGUUGGCGCUUGAUUCCUCCCAUACCCACAAAACAAAAAUUUCCUGUUCAUUUCUUCUCUAUUAGGCCCAAUAAAGAGCAAAGCAAAACUUCCCAACCGAAAGAGGAAAGAUCCCUGCCGGGAAAUCUGGGACUUUACCGGCUCAUGAGACUAUGUGUGUGACCUUCAGCCCGUUGUUCAACUUCUCCCCUAGCUUCUGUAAAAUCUUUGGCUUGAAUUCAAAAGGUGGUUUGCAUCCCUGGCUACCCAUGAAUAUUCUGGAGGGAGAAUGAGGGGUUGCAGCUUUAAGAGAAAAUAACCCUGCCAGAUACCCUCAAAGAUUCUGACUUAACAGAUCUAGGCCCCAUAAGGCGGCUGUGUAGGGCAGUGGCUAACGUGUGUGCCCAGGCAUCCCACAAACUUGGGUUUAAAUCUUAGCUCUGGUACUGAUUGAGGCCUAGGGGUGGUGUUUUUAGAAGUUCUACAGGGGAUUCUAUUUAUUUAUUUGUUUGUUUGUUUGUUUUAAGUAGGCUGCACACCAUCAUGGGGUUUGAACUCACACAACCAUGAGAUCAAGAGUCCCAUGCUCUACUGACUGAGCCAGCCAGCCGCCCCUCUACAGGUGAUUCCUACUGUGAGGCUGGGCUGAGGACUACUGCACUAAAUGAUUUGGAUGAUAGCUACCAUUUAUUUGGCAUCUAGAACCAUUACAUUGAUGGAUGUUUUACACUCAGUAUAAACAAUCCUCAUGAUUGUUCUGGGA